AUGAACAACAAAUAUGAGCAAUUUCGUGAGACUUUGUCUAAAGCCCCUAAUCGAGUGCUGAGUGUGUUGUGUUUUUUCGCUGUGAUAUCGCAAUGCGUAAACGCACCCUACGAUCCUGAGGAUGAGGUAUUAAAGACAGUGCUGCCUUCGAAUGGCCAAUUCGAGGCUUUCUACCCAAGAGUAGCGCACGGCGUGCCGAACGGGUCAUCGCGACCUGCGCAUGGUCAUGGUAGCUUCUACAAGCACCGUAACCCUGCAUUGGUUGAUGUUAAAAACGCAGCCGCCUACGGAUUCCGAUUCGAUGGUGGGAGGAGAUUCAAUUUCGAUGACGAAUAA
Messenger RNA from Pieris macdunnoughi, 336 nucleotides. The record is from the annotation of a GenBank genome assembly. Lineage: Eukaryota; Metazoa; Arthropoda; Insecta; Lepidoptera; Pieridae.